UCCGUUCUCUCUACCCAAACUCUUUCCGGAACUGAAAGCUCUACUACUAAUCGAGAGAUCUCGAGAUCCAACACCAACCAAAAAUGGAGCAGACAUUCAUCAUGAUCAAGCCCGAUGGUGUCCAAAGAGGCCUGGUUGGUGAGAUUAUUGGCAGAUUUGAGAAGAAGGGUUUCACGUUGAAAGGUUUGAAGUUGAUCACCGUGGAUCGCCCUUUUGCCGAGAAGCACUAUGAGGAUCUCUCUGCCAAGCCAUUCUUCAAUGGGCUUGUUGAGUACAUUAUUUCUGGUCCAGUAGUUGCUAUGAUCUGGGAAGGUAAGAAUGUCGUCACCACUGGUCGCAAGAUAAUUGGAGCCACUAACCCCUCUGAGUCUGCCCCUGGCACCAUCCGUGGUGAUUUUGCUGUUGAAAUUGGCAGGAAUGUCAUUCAUGGAAGUGAUGCUGUUGAGAGUGCGAGAAAAGAGAUUGCAUUGUGGUUCCCUGAUGGCCCUGUAAACUGGCAGAGCAGCCUUCACCACUGGAUCUGCGAGUAA
This is a messenger RNA of Telopea speciosissima, 530 nucleotides long. Its product is annotated as nucleoside diphosphate kinase 1. The record is from RefSeq and is a predicted model, not a curated record. NCBI's taxonomy places the organism in Eukaryota, Viridiplantae, Streptophyta, Magnoliopsida, Proteales, Proteaceae. The coding region runs from base 84 to 530 and encodes 148 amino acids. Gene Ontology annotation, molecular function: nucleoside diphosphate kinase activity. Gene Ontology annotation, biological process: GTP biosynthetic process; UTP biosynthetic process; CTP biosynthetic process. The transcript has 4 exons.